This is a messenger RNA of Macroventuria anomochaeta, 2150 nucleotides long. RefSeq lists its product as uncharacterized. Gene Ontology annotation, molecular function: protein binding. NCBI's taxonomy places the organism in Eukaryota, Fungi, Ascomycota, Dothideomycetes, Pleosporales, Didymellaceae. Gene Ontology annotation, biological process: protein polyubiquitination. The transcript has 2 exons. Bases 107 to 2023 code for a protein of 638 amino acids. The record is from RefSeq and is a predicted model, not a curated record.
CCAAGACAGUCGAGAUGACGAUGACGGCGCAACAACUAGCCCGUUCCUUUAUGGCCCGCUGUACACAUCUGCUCGGUUUCUCGACAUACCGGUGAUCCCUCACAACAUGCGACACCUUCCCGACGAGCUCAUCCUCCAGAUCAUUGCCUUCCUCGAGCCCUCGGAGCUCGUAAACCUCCAACGCGUCUCGCGCCAAUUCCUCAACCUCAGCCGAGACAACAGGCUCUGGAGGCAACUAUGCUUCUCGCACUCCUACACCGAGCGACGCCGGCGCCGGCUCGAGAUCUCCGUCACCGCGCCGCCAGCUGAGACGGACCCGCGCCUGGCGGAGCUGAUCGAGGCUGCGAACAGUCUUGCCGGUACGUUCGAUGCCCGCGUACGCAACCCGCAAGCGCCAGGCGCAGAGGCGCGGUUGGCCAGGAACAAGGGGAAGAGGAGGGCCGCGCUGCUGAACAGCUGGGACCCCAGUGGGAUGGAAGAGAAGGCGAACUGGUACCAGGAGUUCGUCCAGCGCCAUGCCCCGCAGCACGUCAGCUGGUUCCAGGACGCCGGGCACGACGACGGGGACGGGGACGGGGACGAGAUUAGGAGAGAGGCCACGGGCGCAGGCAUACUGUACGAUGCAGAUGGCCUGGCCUCAAAGCUCGUUGCGCCACUGGACGAUGGGAGCAUACGCGUCUGGGACGCGGGGGCACACAGCUGCAGCAUCGGGAAGCUCAUCGCCCAGAGCGAAGUAGGCCUCCUCCCAAACAGAGGCCCCGAUCUCGAUCACGACACGCGCCUCACGCAAAGCCAGGCCAUCAUGACCGAGACCGGCGCCGUAGAAUGCGUCAGCAUCGACAGCGCCCAGCUCAGAGCCUUCUUCGCUGUCCAAAACACGCUCAACGAAGUCGACCUCCACACGCUCCAAGUCGUGUCCCGCACACCGUAUCCCUUCCCCAUCACCGCACUGAGCGAAGCACUCCACCCCGCCCCGCUGACAGUCGGCACGAACUGGACACUGCACUUGCACGACACGCGAAAACCCGCACCUUCGUCCUCACGCGUCGAGCUCCUCAAUACCUCGACCUCCUUUUCGCGCCUCGACACCGGCGACUUCGGCGGCCACGUCUCCCUCAGCCAACCGGGCGCUCUCUCCAUCGCGCACCUACCCAGCUCCCUCGGCGACGGGAACGGCGACAUCUGGGUGAGCGGACGCUUCACCUCGUUGCUGAACUUCGACCGCCGCUUCUUCCCGCGCCUGCGCGGCACCGUGCACUCUGGGGCGCGAAUCUCCAGUCUCUCGCUGAUCCCGACGCCGUUCAUACCGAACAGCUUACGCCUAGGCGCGCCGUGCUCGUCGCCGCGGAUGUUGCGGGAGGCGCGGGAAACGGGGGGUGUGACGCUGGUGACGGCGGGUGAGUACAAAGGCAAAGGCAGUCUCGAGCUGUACUCGCUCUCGCCCUCGCCGACCUACGCGAUCAACAGCUCCGACUCGCGCACAACGCGCAACACAAGCGCGUGCUACCAAAACCGACAAACCGCGUCGUCUUCCAAACUGCUGAGCGUGGCGAGCCAUGGUACGAGAAUAGUCGUUAGCGAUGGAGACGGGAACAUGAAAUGGGUGGAGCGCGACGGCAGCACGCCCGUGCGGCAAUUCAACAUCAACGACUCCUCCAAGAGGCCCGAUACGUCGACGCAAGUCCAGAUCAACCCGGGCAGAGAGAGCGGGUACGGGGACAUCGUGCAGCGCAUUAUGCCCACCUCGUCGCCUUCGUUGCUGUCCCCGCGUUCUAGUGCUUCGACGCAUGAGCUUGGGACGGAGAACCUGGCCAUCUGGACGGGCGAUGGAAAGUUGGGCAUGGUGAGCUUCGGGAGGGACGAGGUUUUUGACGUGGAUACGUUUGAAGACGCGCUUGAGCGGCAAGUCGACGGCGAACAAGCGGAUGCGAGGUCGAUGGAGAAGGAGUACAGUCUUGAGAUGAGACGGGCGCUGGAACAGCAGGCUAGGGAGGUGCGGUGGUUGAGGGGAUAUGGCUUGUAGACUUGUGUCGAUAGAUAUACUAGAAGGUGUGUGCACAGCGACAGCCAAACAAUCUUGGCCUAGCAUCGAACAUGCGUCACGUCAAUAUGGGGAAAAGUAGUUUUGAUACUGGUGUCGUUGCAGUCAU